AUGACAGUGCUUUCUCCAUGCACAGCCUCUUGCGAAAGGUCAUUUUCUGCAAUGAACAGAAUUAAGACCAGUUUAAAGACAACUAUGCAGCAAGGAACUCUUCAGGAUCUCAUGACUGUCAGUUCAUCAUCUGAAGAUAUCAAAUCCUUUGACCCAAAGCCAUCCAUCAGCAACUGGUUUCUCAGCAGUAAAAGGAAAAGGCACUUUGUUUCGGCAUCUUGCAGUGGACAUUCAAGCAUUGCAAAGGGGAAAAAUGACAGUGCUAGUGGAGCAACAAAAAUUGUAGUAGAAGGAGAGGAAGAGGAAGAAGAAAUUCUACCGCCACUUCCCGAACUGCCUGAAUAA
Molecule: messenger RNA, 345 nt
Organism: Porites evermanni
Lineage: Eukaryota; Metazoa; Cnidaria; Anthozoa; Scleractinia; Poritidae
Source: the annotation of a GenBank genome assembly